Molecule: messenger RNA, 1749 nt
Organism: Penicillium egyptiacum
Lineage: Eukaryota; Fungi; Ascomycota; Eurotiomycetes; Eurotiales; Aspergillaceae
Source: the annotation of a GenBank genome assembly
AUGGCUACACAUCCUCUUCAGGCAAUUGGGGAGGCCGUCGGUGCUGCUGGAGCCGACCCGCGGGUUCUUCAACGCUCCUCGCUCUUUCAAGGCGCCAAUGAUGGACCCGCGAAGACAGCAGCCAAAAUUACUGGGGUACAGAGGAUCGCAAAAAGAGCCGAUGAUGGGCCCUAUUUCACAAACAAUGAAGCCAUACCGUUGCCGGACCCAGCCCACAGUAAAACUGCAGGUGGGCUACCUGUCGUCUCUGAUUUGUUCCUACUUCAAAAGCAGCAACAUUUCAACCGGUCCAAGAACCUAGAGCGAAUGGUUCAUCCUUGCGGUAGCGGAGCGUUUGGCUUUUUCGAGACCACAAAGGAUAUGUCCUCCCUCACAAAAGCAAACUUUCUGAGAUCAACUAAUAUCAAGACACCUGUCUUUGUACGGUUUUCUACAGUGACCUUUGGCCGGGAAUUUCCGGACCUGGCGAGGAACCCGCGAGGUUUCGCUGUGAAAUUUUACACAGGGGAGGGAAAUUAUGAUGUCGUGGGGCUGAACUUUCCGGUAUUCUUCUGUCGCGAUCCAAUCCAAGGUCCGGAUGUUAUCCGCUCCCAGUACCGUAACCCAAAGAACUUCCUCGUGGAUUAUAAUUCGCUUUUCGACUUGCUAGCCAAUACUCCUGAAGGCAACCAUGCUGGAAUGAUGUUCUUCAGCGACCAUGGCACUCCCGCCGGAUGGAGAAACCAACACGGAUAUGGCUGCCAUACAUUCAAGUGGGUUAAUGCCAGCGGCAAGUUCGUGUAUAUCAAGUACCACUUCCUCGUGGAUACCGGGCAAAAACUGUUCAAUGCGGAGGAGGCUGUGAAGUAUGGAGGGGAAGAUCCCGACUACUCCAAGAGAGAUCUUUGGAGCGCUAUAGAAAAGGGCGAGCGGAUAUCAUAUACUGCGCAUGUGCAAAUCAUGCAACCCGACGAAGCUGACCCAGUGAAACUCGGAUUUGACCCCUUCGAUGUUACGAAGGUCUGGCCGAAGAAGCAAUUCCCGCUACAUGAAUUUGGCAGGCUUGUGUUGAACAAAAACCCCGAGAACUUCCACAGAGACGUCGAGCAAGCUGCCUUUUCUCCUGGCAGCAUGGUGCCCGGUAUUGAGGACAGCCCGGAUCCUCUGCUGCAGUUUCGCAUGUUCUUUUACCGUGACGCCCAAUACCACAGAAUCGGCAUCAACCUGCAUCAGGUGCCAGUAAACUGUCCGUUCAUGGCGUCGUCAUAUUCCUCGCUCAACUUUGAUGGUCAAAUGCGUGUGGAUGCAAACCAUGGCAUGAACCCACAAUACACGCCGAACAGUUUUACUCACAAAUUCCGACCCGAUACUGCCGAGACUCCAUAUCAACUAGCUGAUAACAUUGUUGGGAGGAAAUCACACUUCUAUCAUGAGGGUUCACCUUCAGAGUAUGACCAACCUCGUGCGUUAUAUCGAGAUGUCAUGGAUGAGAAAGCGCGAGCCCAUCUUCACUCAAACACCGCGCGUCACCUGAAACUAGUGGAGUACACAGAGAUCCAGGUGAAGUACCUGGCGCAAUUGGCGCGUAUUGCCCCAGAGUACGCAAAGUCGGUGUACGACUUGCUUCCGGAGAAGAAAUUCGAUUUUAUAGAGGUGGAACAACGCACAGGGGGUGCAGAGCGUGUUGGUAAGGAGGCCAAAUUCUUGCCAACUAAGGAGACAGAUGUAUUGCGGGGAUUGUGUCCGAUGAAACCUGUUUACAAUGUUUGA